AUGGCGGUGAGAUUCCAGGUGGCAGACAUGGAGGAGCUGACUAUCUGGGAGCAGCAUACAGCCACGCUGAGCAAGGACCCCCGCCGUGGCUUUGGCAUCGCCAUAUCCGGAGGCCGGGACCGGCCCAGUGGAUCCGUGAUCGUGUCGGAUGUGGUGCCCGGAGGACCGGCCGAGGGCAGGCUCCAGACAGGGGACCGCAUUGUCAUGGUGAACGGGGUCUCUGUGGAAAAUGUCACGUCCACCUUUGCCAUUCAGAUUCUCAAAACCUGCACCAAGUUAGCCAAUAUCACAGUGAAGCGUCCCCGCAAGGUCCAGCUACCCUCCACCAAGGCCAGCCAGCCUGGCCCAGGGCACCAGGAUUCGGAUGAGGAGGCUGACCACGGCGGGGGCUAUGAAGGUGGCUCUUCCAGUGGCUCAGGCCACUCUUGGGAUGAGCGAUCCCGCCGGCCAAGGGCAGGGCGCCGGAGCCGGGCUGGCAGCCACGGACGCCGCAGCCCGGGUGGUGGCUCUGAGGCCAAUGGGCUGGCCCUGGUGUCUGGCUACAAGCGGCUCCCAAGGCAGGACGUGAUCAUGAAGCCAGUGAAGUCCGUGCUGGUGAAAAGGAGAAACAGCGAAGAGUUCGGGGUCAAACUGGGUAGUCAGAUCUACAUUAAGCACAUCACAGACUCCGGCUUGGCUGCCCGGAGCCAAGGGUUGCAGGAGGGGGACCUCAUCCUGAAGAUCAACGGGGUGUCCAGCCAAAAUCUGUCACUGAGCGACACGCGGCGGCUGAUUGAGAAGUCCGAGGGAAAGCUGACCCUGUUGGUGCUCAGGGACCAAGGGCAGUUCCUGGUGAACAUUCCCCCGGCUGUCAGUGACAGUGACAGCUCUCUUCUGGAGGACAUCUCGGACCUCACCUCGGAAUUAUCACAGGCGCCACCAUCUCACAUCCCACCUCCACCGAGGCACAGGCAGCGAAGCCCAGAGGCCAGCCCGACAGACUCCCCUGUGGAGAGCCCUCGGCGGGAAAGGUCGGUGGAUUCCAGAACCAUCUCCGAACCAGACUCGCCCAGGAACAGUGGCUAUGACAUUUACAAGGUGCCCAGCUGCCAGAGCCUGGAGGAACGUGGGUACAGCCCUGACACACGGGUCGUCUGCUUCCCCAAGGGCACACACAUUGGGCUGCGGCUGGCCGGGGGCAAUGACGUGGGUAUCUUCGUGUCGGGGGUGCAGGCGGGCAGCCCAGCCGAUGGACAAGGCAUCCUGGAGGGUGACGAGAUCCUACAGGUGAAUGACACACCGUUCCAGAAUCUGACUCGGGAGGAGGCCGUGCAGUUCCUCCAGGGGCUACCACCGGGAGAGGAGAUAGAGCUAGUGACCCAGCGGAAGCAGGACAUCUUCCGGAAGAUGGUGCAGUCCCGCGUAGGCGACUCCUUCUACAUCCGCACACACUUUGAGCUGGAGCCCAGCCCGCCUUCUGGCUUGGGCUUCACCCGUGGUGACGUCUUCCACGUUGUGGACACACUGUACCCAGGUGCUGGGCAGAGCCAGGGCCGCGGAGGCUACUGGCUGGCCGCACGCAUGGGUCGUGACCUUCGGGAGCAAGAACGUGGUGUCAUUCCCAAUCAGAGCAGGGCCGAGCAGCUGGCCAGCCUGGAGGCUGCACAGCGGGCCGUGGGCAUGGGACCUGGCUCGUCCUCGGGCUCCAAUGCAAGGGCCGAGUUCUGGCGGCUGCGGGGUCUUCGUCGGGGGGCCAAGAAGUCAACUCAGCGGAGCCGUGAGGACCUGUCGGCACUGACCAGACAGGGCCGCUAUCCGCCCUACGAACGUGUGGUGCUGCGAGAAGCCAGCUUCAAGCGCCCGGUGGUGAUCCUGGGACCUGUGGCAGAUAUCGCUAUGCAGAAGUUGACUGCAGAGAUGCCUGACCAGUUUGAAAUUGCAGAGAGUGUGAUGAGGACCGACAGCCCAUCCAAGAUCAUCAAACUGGACACUGUGCGGGUGAUCGCAGAGAAAGAUAAGCAUGCGCUCCUGGAUGUGACCCCCUCAGCCAUUGAGCGCCUCAACUACGUGCAGUACUACCCCAUUGUCAUCUUCUGCACCCCAGAGAGCCGGCCAGCCCUCAAGGCCCUGCGAGAAUGGCUGGCCCCAGCCUCCCGCCGCAGCACCCGCCGCCUCUAUGCCCAGGCUCAGAAGCUGCAGAAACACAGUUCCCACCUCUUCACAGCGACCGUCCCCCUGCAUGGCACUGGUGACACCUGGUACCAGGAGGUCAAGGACGCCAUCCGAGAGCAGCAGACACGGCCCAUCUGGACAGCUGAGGACCAGCUGGACGGCUCCUUGGAGGACAACCUGGACUUGCCCCGCCGAGGCCUGGCUGACAGCUCUGCGGACCUCAGCUGCGACAGUCGGGCCAACAGUGACUAUGAGGAGACGGAUGGCGAGGGUGGUGUCUACACUGAUGGCGAGGGUGCCUACACCGAUGGCGAGGGUGGACCCCACACGGACAUGGAUGAGGGGCCUCCAUCAACAGCCCUGGCUCGGUCCUCAGAGCCUGUGCAGGAGGAUGAACCCCCAAGCCCGAGGGAUCACAGGAGAAUCCUGGCUCAGCGGGGGACCCAGGUGGACAGCUACCAUCCCCAGGGACAAUGGCGCCAGGACAGUAUGCGGACAUAUGAACGGGAGGCCCUGAGGAAGAAGUUUACCCGAGCCCGAGAUGUGGAGUCCUCUGAUGAGGAGGGUUACGACUGGGGUCCAGCCACUGACCUGUGACCCCUCUCAGGUUGCCAGCUGGCCCGCUGUUCCUUUGCCUCCUGGCGUUGGGUCUCAGU
Messenger RNA from Castor canadensis (American beaver), 2807 nucleotides. RefSeq names its product tight junction protein 3 (gene Tjp3). Gene Ontology annotation, cellular component: plasma membrane; bicellular tight junction. The record is from RefSeq and is a predicted model, not a curated record. Gene Ontology annotation, molecular function: cell adhesion molecule binding. Gene Ontology annotation, biological process: establishment of endothelial intestinal barrier; positive regulation of blood-brain barrier permeability; cell-cell junction organization. NCBI's taxonomy places the organism in Eukaryota, Metazoa, Chordata, Mammalia, Rodentia, Castoridae.